Molecule: messenger RNA, 2327 nt
Organism: Heterobasidion irregulare TC 32-1
Lineage: Eukaryota; Fungi; Basidiomycota; Agaricomycetes; Russulales; Bondarzewiaceae
Exons: 9
Coding region: 1-2259 (752 amino acids)
Biological process (GO): spliceosomal complex assembly; mRNA splicing, via spliceosome
Cellular component (GO): post-mRNA release spliceosomal complex; U2-type catalytic step 2 spliceosome; precatalytic spliceosome
Molecular function (GO): protein binding
Source: RefSeq, a predicted model, not a curated record
AUGCAGGACGGCAGGGCUCCCAGAAUAAAGAACAGGGCUGCGGCAGCCGUUCAGAUCACUGCCGAGCAAAUCCUUCGCGAGGCUCAAGAGCGUCAAGAGACACAAUUUCGUGCUCCAAAACAGCGCGUCGAAGACUUUGAGGAGCUUCACGAGUAUCGCGGCCGGAAACGAAAAGAGUUCGAGGAGCGCAUCAGGCGAACGAGGGGGAGCGUCAAGGAAUGGCUGCAAUAUGCCAACUGGGAAGCCCAGCAGAAUGAAUUUCCACGCUCGCGCUCCGUCUUUGAGCGUGCUCUGGACGUCGACGCCCGAAGCGUUCAGCUAUGGCUCGCGUACUCCGAGAUGGAACUCAAGUCGCGGAACGUCCAACAUGCGCGCAACCUCUUCGAUCGAGCCGUGACGCUCCUCCCACGCAUCGACCAAAUCUGGUACAAGUAUGUGUAUCUCGAGGAGCUGCUUCAGAACGUUGCUGGGGCGCGGCAAGUGUUCGAGCGGUGGAUGGCGUGGGAGCCGGAUGACAAGGCAUGGCAAGCUUACAUCAAGCUGGAGGUGCGGUACGAGGAAUGGGAUCGAGCGAGUGCGAUCCAUGAGCGGUGGGUGUCGGUGAGGCCGGAACCGCGGGUGUGGGUGAAAUGGGGCAAAUUCGAGGAGGAGAGAGGCAAAGUGGACAAGGCGCGAGAGGUGUUCCAGACUGCACUUGAGUUUUUUGGAGAUGAAGAGGAACAGGUGGAUAAGGCGCAGGCAGUGUUCAGCGCGUUCGCCAAAAUGGAGGUUCGUUUGAAGGAAUUUGAGCGUGCACGGGUGAUUUACAAGUUUGCCCUCUCUCGUCUGCCUCGAUCAAAAUCUGCCAACCUCUAUGCUGCAUACACGCGAUUCGAGAAACAACAUGGUACACGAACAUCGCUUGAAACCACUGUCCUGGGCAAGCGGCGCAUCCAGUAUGAGGAGGAGUUAUCGCAUGACGGCCGGAACUAUGAUGUUUGGUUCGACUUUGCCCGGCUGGAAGAAGGCGCCUAUAAACAGCUGCGAGAGGAAGGGUCGACGACUGAGGAAGAAGAAGAGUCUAUAAGCCGAGUACGAGAGGUGUACGAGCGUGCGGUUGCACAGGUCCCUCCAGGGGGCCAAAAACGACAUUGGAGGCGUUAUAUAUUCUUGUGGCUGUAUUAUGCUUUAUUCGAGGAGAUGGAGACCAAGGACUAUGCACGAGCACGACAAAUUUAUCAAACAGCUAUUCAACUCGUGCCUCACAAGGAGUUCACUUUUGCGAAAUUAUGGCUGAUGUAUGCAAAAUUCGAGGUGCGGAGACUGGACCUUCCAGCUGCGCGAAAGAUUCUCGGAACGGCGAUUGGCAUGUGCCCGAAGGAAGCCCUCUUCAAGGGCUAUAUCCAACUCGAGUUCGACCUCCGUGAAUUCGACCGCGCACGAACGUUGUACGAGAAAUACCUCGAGUUCGAUCCCACCAACUCCCCCGCUUGGAUCAAAUAUGCCGAGCUGGAGACGCAGCUCGCGGACUACUCCCGCGCGCGGGGCAUCUUCGAGCUCGGGGUGUCCCAGACGCCUCUUUCGAUGCCGGAGCUCCUCUGGAAAGCAUACAUCGACUUCGAGGUCGAGGAAGGCGAGCGGAAGAACGCGCGCGCGCUCUACGAGCGUCUUGUGCAGACCAGCGGCCACUGGAAAGUGUGGGUCGCCUAUGCGCUUUUUGAGGCGCAGGAUAUCCAGCUGCCACGAGACGAGCGGGAGGAAGAGGAGGAGGAAGAGGAGGGCGACGAAGAGAAAGAGGUCAAAAUGGUGGAGGGCGACCUGGAGCUCGCACGGAAGGUGUUCGAUCGUGGGUACAAGGACCUCAAGACCAAGGAGCUUAAGACCGAGCGAGUGGCUCUCCUCCAGGUCUGGAAGAACUUCGAGGAGAAGCGCGGUACGUCGGAGGAUGUCGCGCGCGUGCAGGGCAUGAUGCCCAUCCAAGGCAAGCGGCGCUACGUCGACGAGGAGACAGGCCAGCUUGUCGAAGAUUACGAUUACAUCUUCGCCGACGACGAGCGCGAGGCCAACCCAACCUCCUUCAAGUUCCUCCAGAAUGCCCACGCCUGGAAGGCCGCGCGCGCUUCUGGUGCAACUACGCUGUCCGGCUUCACCGCCGCAUCAUCGGCUUCGAAACCCAGCGAGGUCAAACCUGCACCUGUCGCGGAGAGCAAGAAGGACGACGCGAUGGACGAGGACGUCAGCGACGUCGCUAGUUCUCACGGUGGCGACGAGCCAGUGUAGCAUAACUUUCACUGCUUCAUUUUUUUUAUUUCUUUCGAACUGCAGAAUCCGAUGCUCGUUUCACGCUG